AAUGAAACCCGGAGGCCACCAAUACCACGUCUCCUCCUCACCCCUGUGUUUGACUCCCUGUCCCUCUCUCUCUCGCGGUGGCAAACGGCGGAAACCGACGGAAUGACGGAGCGCUGCUGGUUUUGGACGUCCCUCUCAGAGCCAGAGGAGGAAACGGAACCCUAGAGAGAAGAACGAGGAGAACUGACCACAAGGGCCCCCCUCCUCCUUCUCUUCCUCCUCAUCUCGGAGGACUUUAAAUACGCCAUCCCACUGUCUCUCUCUCCCCAUCGUCGUGAUCAUCAGCAUCAUCGUCGUCGUCUUCUACUCUCUUCUUCAGCUCUUCUUCUUCUGUUAUUACUGCUACCGCUGUUUUUGCUUUUAGUGCCGCGAGAGCUAUUGGGAGUGUUGGUGGAAUGGACAGCUUCUCGUCAUCGUCGUCUCACACGCUCAGUCUCAUAGAGGCGAAUAGCAGCUUGGCCAGCAUGAGGGAAGGGAAUCGGGGGUUUAUCGUGAAGGUCGGCUCGGAGUCCGAGUUGAGGACGAAGAACGCGGAAUCGGAUCCCAUCCGCUUGGCCCGAUCGAAGUCGAAGGUGACCAUCGGGGACGGCGGGUUUGUCCUCGAGGACGUCCCUCAUCUCACCGACUACAUCCCGGAUCUCACGACUUAUACGAAUCCUUUGCAGUUCAAUCCAUCAUAUUCAGUUGUCAAGCAAUAUUUUGUCAACCCUGAUGAUACCGUUGCUCAAAGGAUUGUGGUUCGCAAGGGUGGUCUCAGGGGCACGCAUUUCCGACGAGCAGGCCCUCGUGAAAGGGUCUUUUUCGAGCCCGAUGAAGUAAGCGCAUGUAUUGUCACAUGCGGUGGCCUCUGCCCAGGUCUGAAUACAGUGAUAAGGGAAAUAGUCUGUGGCCUUUACCACAUGUAUGGAGUUACCAAAGUUCUUGGAAUUGAGGGAGGAUACAAAGGCUUCUACGCUCGCAACACCAUUCCCUUGACACCCAAAGUAGUAAAUGAUAUACACAAGCGCGGUGGGACCAUUCUUGGCACAUCACGAGGUGGGCAAGACACCAUGAAAAUAGUCGACAGCAUUCAGGACCGUGGUAUUAAUCAGGUGUAUAUAAUUGGAGGAGAUGGUACCCAGAAAGGAGCUUCAUCUAUAUACGCGGAGAUUGAAAGCCGUGGUCUUAAAGUUUCAGUUGUCGGAAUUCCAAAGACUAUUGAUAAUGACAUUGCGGUUAUCGACAAAUCAUUUGGUUUCGAUACUGCAGUUGAAGAGGCUCAAAGGGCUAUUAAUGCAGCGCAUGUCGAAGCUGAAAGUGGUGAAAAUGGUGUGGGCCUUGUCAAGCUGAUGGGUCGCGACAGUGGAUUUAUUGCUAUGUACGCUACGUUGGCUAGCAGAGACGUGGACUGUUGCCUGAUUCCUGAAUCUCCCUUCUAUUUGGAGGGGCCGGGAGGACUCUUCGAAUUCAUGGAGCACAGACUCAGAGAGAAUGGUCAUAUGGUUAUUGUUAUAGCAGAAGGUGCUGGGCAGAAUCUUAUCGAGGAGCACUUGCGCGACAUGGAACACAAGGAUGCUUCAGGAAACAAGGUCCUUCUUGACGUUGGGCUGUGGCUUUCUCACAAGAUCAAGGACCACUUUGCCAAGAGAAAGAUUGUAAUGAACCUCAAGUACAUAGAUCCCACGUACAUGAUUCGUGCCAUUCCUAGCAAUGCUUCAGACAACGUCUACUGCACGCUUCUCGCUCAUAGUGCUGUCCAUGGCGCCAUGGCUGGAUACUCGGGCUUCACUGUCGGUCCUGUUAACGGCAGGCAUGCUUAUAUACCUAUCUAUCGUGUGACCGAGAAGCAGAAUAAAGUCUGUAUAACUGACCGUAUGUGGGCGAGGUUGCUUUCCUCUACGAAUCAACCUAGCUUCCUCAGCCCAGAGGACAUUGAAGAAGCCAAGAGUAAGCGACAGUCGAGCAUUCUAGAUCUACAAAUGUUCUUGGCGGACGGGAAGGCCUUGAGUGAGGACGGCAAUUGCUCGGCGACGUCAUAAUUCGGAUCAAGAGAUUUCGAUAGUUUUGUGAACCCGUGUCUUGCUCCUGUUACUUCAAUGAAGACAGGGUAAUGCUCCCGCGAGUUGUCAAUUAUGUUAAUUGAGAGUUUUUUUAUAAAAUAAUUUCAUUAAA
This is a messenger RNA of Nymphaea colorata (pocket water lily), 2151 nucleotides long. RefSeq names its product ATP-dependent 6-phosphofructokinase 3-like. Gene Ontology annotation, molecular function: ATP binding; 6-phosphofructokinase activity. Gene Ontology annotation, cellular component: cytoplasm. Gene Ontology annotation, biological process: glycolytic process; fructose 6-phosphate metabolic process. The transcript is spliced from 14 exons. Lineage: Eukaryota; Viridiplantae; Streptophyta; Magnoliopsida; Nymphaeales; Nymphaeaceae. The record is from RefSeq and is a predicted model, not a curated record. Bases 396 to 2018 code for a protein of 540 amino acids.